AUGUCUGUGCAAGGAAAAAAACUACAGACCAAAUCAUCAAAGAAAGCGAACGAUCAGUCAAAAGAAGAGACUGUCGCAAAAGUGAAGGCAAUCCGCGAGAAACAGAGCCAAUGGAUGAAGGAAAGGGAAGUAUCGAAGUCUUCGUUGACGAAACUUAAGGCUAUAAACAAAGAGCACACUCCUCUUCCCGAUGUGCCAAAAGUUAGAGCGCUUUCAACGGUUUCUAGUGGCUCUUCCGAGGGCUCUGCACACAGGAACCCCUACAGCAAUCCACGCAGGAAACCUUUAUAUCCUGAGCCACAGAGAGACCACUCAAAUAUGGUCUCUUGGAUAUCAAAGGGUGAUAACCCAGCUGCAAAGAAACAAAGACCGCCUUCUGCCUCUGGUAAACAUAGCAGGAAUGCUAGCUUAACACAAUCAUCUGCUCGGAGUGAUUUUCAGUUAAACAGUAAGGAGUACACAGCCUCUAGUUACCGAAAUUCCAGUUCUGCAGGAAAUUUAAGCAGUGCAGCUCUUUCAUCAAGUAAACAGACUCUUCAUAAUAAACUACGGCCAUCGUCAAGAACAUCUGUAAAGUCAGAUACAAGUUUCCAUGGUAAUGAUAAACUUGGAAGCCAUCACCAUGUUGGUGAUGACGAUGAGGAAAACAAUCUAUCUAGGCAUGGUGCCAUGAGUGAUCAUUUGACAGUUAACAGUAACCAAAGUAAUACAACUAUUCCAAGUGAAACUUCUUCAAAAUUUAACACACCGGAAUUAUCAACUGAUAUGUUGAAUGCCUUAGCCGAUACUGUUGCUCAGAAACUAAAAGCUUCAUUACAGCCCACUGUCAAUCACAAACGAAUGCAGCAGAGUGUUGAUGAUGACACUGAAUCAGACAUUGCCAGUCAUUUCUGUCCGCUGUGCAAUAAAAUGAUGUCAGGCAUCAAAUACACACCCAUGGCUGCUAUACCUUGUGGACACACCUUUUGCCAAAGCUGUCUGCGUGAAUGCAAAAAAUGUCCGACUUGUCAAACAACCAUCAGGUCAACUGCAGUUAAUACUGUCAUGCAAGGAAUAAUUGCAGACUUUAAAGAGCAAAAGGAGAAAGAAAGACUUCAAAAGUUGGAAGAACAAACUAGACAAUAUGUGGACGAAUAUCAGUCGUUAGCCUUGAGGUGCAAUGCAUUAAAUAGUGAGUAUUUUUCGUGUCGUGCUUGAGGCAGUUUUAAAGGGGCAGUGUGAUCUCUAAGAUUAAUUGCUUCAUAAACUGCAGUGGGAAACAUCUGUAUGGAGAUCCCAGAGCAAUGACCUGGUCUUCUGACUUCCCAAAAGCUGCCAUAUCUAGAACAAUAAAUGUGUCUAUAAAAAAUUUGGCUAAGGAAGGGGAGGAAAGGAUUGGCCUUAAACUUAAGAAGAUAGGGCCAACAUUUGAGUGAGCAAUUAAGUCGCUUCAGCAGCACUGUUCAGGGCUCAAAAAAAACUUAGAUCCCAGCUUGCCCUUUGGGCAAGCAGCUCUUGCAUUUUGCUAGCCCAGGGCCACUUCUUGCUUGUCUUAGUUAAUGAUUUAGUUAAAGAUGACAUGCAUAAAACCUUUGCCCGUUGGGCAAGUAAGCUAUAAAAGUUACUUGCCCAGCAAGAAAAUCUACUUUUCCUGAACUACCAUAUGGGACUUUUUUGGAGCCCUAAGCCCUAGGAUUUCAAUUUCGGUGGAAAACAAUAAAUUUUUUGUUUCCACCCCCAGAGAUCUGGGAAAACCAUCCGUAGCAUUUUUGGUUCCAUGAAAAUUCAUGGGAACCCACCUCUUAAAUGUUUUCUAUUUUGGAAGUCAUACAUUGUAUUUUUUUUUACUUGGUCCUGAAAGCCAUAAACCAGUAACAUUCAAUGCGCUUUGGAAACAAUUCAAGAUGGCAAACAAUAGAAAGAUGACAGAUGCUAAUCAACGUUUUAGUUUCAUAUAUAACCCGAGAAAUAACUAAGAAUUGUUCUACUAGUUAAGAAUCUGAGUGGAAAAAUAGUGAAUUUCUGAAAAUUGACCUCUAAGGCUGAAAAUGUUACUGGGAAACUAUUUUUCAGUUCCGUUAUUUUAAGACCACGGUAACGGCAGGGUGCCAGAAACAAUAUUGUUGUUACAGUAAAAUCCUAGGGAUUGGAGCCUUGAUUGUUGUUUUUAUAUAGAGUUCUUCUUUGGCAGAAUUAACCGAUUUGGGGAAGCUCAAUUGCAUUCACCAGCUAACAGUGACUUUAUGCAUUGAAUAUAUUUUUAGGUGAAGCUGAAACCAUUCUUAACACCAUGGAAGAAGUCACAGAACAGCUUCUUGAUGAAAAGAAAUUAAUGAAAAAACUGGAAAUGGAUGAAACAGAGAUAAAAGAUAAGAUUAAUCGGCUGCAAACAGAGCUUGAUGCGAUAAAAGUAAAAGAGGAGGAUUGCGAAAGCAGAUGUCAUGACUUGGAGCUUAGAUACAACGAGGAAAAAGAAAGACUUUCAUUGGUUGAGGAUACUGUACAGCGAAUUGGAAAAAGCAAAGAAAGAGUCAAAAUGAUGGUGCAUAAUUUUGCACCAUCACUGAACUUAGAUGAUUAUGACUAA
Porites lobata is the source of this 2566-nucleotide messenger RNA. NCBI's taxonomy places the organism in Eukaryota, Metazoa, Cnidaria, Anthozoa, Scleractinia, Poritidae. The record is from the annotation of a GenBank genome assembly.